AUUUAUUUUCUUCCCCCACUCCAUCUUGGAGAAGAAGAACAAGGAGGAGAAGGCAAAAGAAGGCCGACGCGCUCGCCGCUGCUACCGAAAUCGGCCAGACCAGGUCUGCACGCAGCGGUCAUGGAAGAGGCCCUACGGCGUGGGCCUCCUCGUUGCCGGACUGGACGAGUCAGGAGCCCACCUGUACUACAACUGCCCCAGCGGGAACUACUUCGAGUACCAGGCGUUCGCCAUCGGCUCCCGCUCCCAAGCCGCCAAGACGUUCCUGGAACGCAGGUUCCAGGGGUACGACGACUACACCCCGGAGCAGCUCGUCAGGGACGCCCUCUCCGCCGUGAAGGAGACGCUGCAGGGCGAGAAGCUGUCCGGAUCCAACUGCACCGUGGCCAUCGUCGGCAGGAAGGACGACGGCACCGUCGAGCCGUUCGAGGUGAUCGGCGCGGCGAGGGUCCAGGAACUUAUCGACUCCAUGGAGAUGGAGGUCGCCGAGCAGGCACCGCCUCUGGAGGCUGCUGCUGCUAGCUCCUCCAUGCAGGAGGAGGGGGAGAGGGGCUCGGAUGACGCUGCUGCACCCAUGGACAUCUAGAGGGCUGGGAUAGGGGGAGACUCAUAUGAAACCCGUACACUGCAUUCCGAGUUCCAAAAGACUAAGACCACUUCUUUAAAAAAAAG
This is a messenger RNA of Zea mays, 672 nucleotides long. NCBI's taxonomy places the organism in Eukaryota, Viridiplantae, Streptophyta, Magnoliopsida, Poales, Poaceae. The record is from RefSeq.